AUGUCCACUAAACAAGUCUUGUUGCGUGAAUCAGAGUGGAUGUUACAACACAAUCUACAGAACGCAUUAAGAGAAGAUCCUCAACAAAAAAAAGCCUAUACACCUACGCUAAACCAACAUAAACUUGUACCUAUUAUACCACCUUCCUCUUAUUCAUCAACAGACAGCAUACAAUUAACGGAGCCAAAGAUAGAGUUUCAUUUGGGUCAUUGUCAUGGUUGGAUACGUCGUGGUCGUGUUUGGAUUCGAGUACAAUGCUCCAACAAUUCAAUCCAUCUUUUCCCUUUCGACCUUUUACCAGAGACAGUCCAUACUGCUCAAACAGACAGUCACUUUUUCUUUGGGUUUGAUCUAUUGCCUGAUAUUUCUGAACAAGACAUACAACAUUUAGGUGUCUAUGCGGGUAGUAAGCUACAUCCAAUAGAAUGGCUAGAUCAUCAAGACACAAGUUGGAUAGCACCCUUGUCGAUCUGUGUUAUGCAAGUUUACUUUCCUUGUCACGUUAGAGUUGACAAUGUAGAAUGGAAUGACCAUGCAGAGGUAGGGUUUGUUCUGUUUGGUAUGGCGUAUGAUUCACAUUCCUCUCUUUUGGUUAGUAUUGGCAUGUAG
Molecule: messenger RNA, 609 nt
Organism: Gilbertella persicaria
Lineage: Eukaryota; Fungi; Mucoromycota; Mucoromycetes; Mucorales; Choanephoraceae
Exons: 2
Coding region: 1-609 (202 amino acids)
Source: RefSeq, a predicted model, not a curated record